CUAUCAAGCGAAGUUAGCGACGGGCUGUCAGGUUUGUCAUUGACUUUAAUAUCUCUUUUCGUGUUUCCUGUCGAAGCAGUUUGCAAGGAAUAAAAUUUGUGUAAACAAUGGCUCCACGCAAAAAUAAAGUUCAAAAAGAAGAGGUUCAAGUAUCCCUUGGACCACAAGUUCGUGAAGGCGAAAAUGUAUUUGGAGUAGCGCAUAUCUUUGCCAGUUUCAACGAUACUUUCGUCCAUGUAACAGACUUAUCUGGACGUGAAACAAUUGCACGCGUCACCGGUGGCAUGAAAGUGAAAGCCGAUCGUGAUGAAGCUUCUCCCUACGCUGCUAUGUUGGCCGCACAAGAUGUUGCCGAAAGAUGUAAGGUGUUGGGAAUCACAGCUUUGCACAUUAAACUUCGCGCAACUGGUGGCAACAAAACAAAAACACCAGGACCCGGUGCCCAAUCGGCGUUACGUGCUUUGGCCCGUUCAUCGAUGAAAAUUGGUCGCAUUGAAGAUGUUACACCCAUUCCAUCAGACGCCACACGCCGAAAGGGAGGACGACGUGGUCGUCGUCUUUAAAUGCAAUGUAUACACACUGGUUGUUUGUAUGCUAAUCGAUUCGUAUUUUUGGCAUUGUUUCCACCAUGAAGUGAUUUUUGUGUGAAAUGCUAAGACACUGAAAAUAAAAGGCCAAUUCUUGGUUGAAAUAAUUGCUGAACGGAA
Bradysia coprophila is the source of this 707-nucleotide messenger RNA. Its product is annotated as small ribosomal subunit protein uS11A. Gene Ontology annotation, biological process: translation. The record is from RefSeq and is a predicted model, not a curated record. Gene Ontology annotation, molecular function: structural constituent of ribosome. Gene Ontology annotation, cellular component: ribosome. NCBI's taxonomy places the organism in Eukaryota, Metazoa, Arthropoda, Insecta, Diptera, Sciaridae.